Messenger RNA from Schistocerca gregaria, 756 nucleotides. RefSeq names its product 33 kDa inner dynein arm light chain, axonemal-like. The transcript has 5 exons. The record is from RefSeq and is a predicted model, not a curated record. Gene Ontology annotation, cellular component: axoneme. Bases 83 to 601 code for a protein of 172 amino acids. Gene Ontology annotation, molecular function: dynein heavy chain binding. Lineage: Eukaryota; Metazoa; Arthropoda; Insecta; Orthoptera; Acrididae.
CGGACGCGGUGAUAGACGACGACUGAAAUUGGCUUCGGCCUGGUGCGUGAUUCGAAGGAACUGGAGUUUUUAUUCGUAACAAAUGUUUGAGCCAGUGCCACAGUUGCUCCUGAAGUAUGAUGAACCGUACGUCGUUACUGAAACACCAGCAGACAGGGCAAUACGAGAAGCAGAGCCAGUCCCAGCAGCACAUGAACGCUUUUGUGAGAUACGGGAAGUCCUUAAUGCCAUUCGCCCUCCCAUAGAGUUUGAGAAGGAUGAUAUGCUGUGGAUUCAGCAGGUGUCUGGUGCUAGAGCUGACCGUACGGAUGCUGAGAGACUAAAUGAAAAACUGAAUUCUUUGCUACAAGAAAAACAGGCAAGACAAGUUGGUAUCUGUCCAAUGAGAAGAGAACUCUACUCUCAAUGUUUUGAUGAACUGAUACGACAAAUUACUAUUGAUUGUCCAGAAAGAGGCGUGCUGUUACUCCGAAUCAGAGAAGAGCUCCAACACACUCUGGCAGCUCACCAGGCACUCUAUGUGAACAGUGUCAGAAUUGGAGAGAGGAAGACGAUAAUGGAGCAAAUGGAAUUAAUACAGAAAAUGGAAAAUGAAGCAUGAUAUUCUUCAAGAGGAUAACAGUGGAUAAUGUCUCUUGCAUUUCCAUGGUCCAGGGGUUCCCGCCUGUGAUAAACAGGCUUCAAAUGGAGUUACUUUGUGUAAAAUUUUUGUUAUUGUCUUAUCAUGGAUUGGACAAUUGUGUUAACAAUACACUG